AAUGCAGCGGACAACGGCGGCGAGACGGCGCUUCAUUGGGCAGCCUCUUGCGGGCACGAGGAUUGUGUGGCGGUGCUUGCCGAGGCAGCCACCAACUUGGAGGCCAGAGACCAGCGGGGAUCCACGCCUCUGAUGGACGCCACGCGGCUCAGCAAGGAGGGGUGCCUGUGCGCGCUGCUGAGGGCCGGAGCCAGCACCGACACGAGGGACAAGGAUGGGAAGCAGGCGCUGCACUGGGCGGCCAACGCG
Molecule: messenger RNA, 249 nt
Organism: Chlorella variabilis
Lineage: Eukaryota; Viridiplantae; Chlorophyta; Trebouxiophyceae; Chlorellales; Chlorellaceae
Exons: 1
Molecular function (GO): protein binding
Source: RefSeq, a predicted model, not a curated record